Molecule: messenger RNA, 1219 nt
Organism: Lolium perenne
Lineage: Eukaryota; Viridiplantae; Streptophyta; Magnoliopsida; Poales; Poaceae
Product: salutaridine reductase
Cellular component (GO): membrane
Source: RefSeq, a predicted model, not a curated record
GCAACCACCACCACAAGGAGACAAAGGCGAACCGAGGUAUCACCAGAACAGUUUGUUUUUCUCCUUCCUCCCAUAAACGUAUCUGGUCCUAAGCAAAGCCACAUCUGCCAUCGUCUUGUUCGAGCUCGUGGUCUUUCACCCUCAUGGAGGGAGCUAUCUCCAGCCCUCCAAACACGAGGAUUGCCGUCGUCACCGGCGGGAACAAAGGGAUCGGUUUCGAGGUGUGCAGACAACUAGCCAGCGACGGCGUCACAGUUGUUUUGACGGCCCGGGACGAGACGAGGGGCACGGCGGCCGUGGAUAAACUCAAAGGGCUGGGGCUCUUCAAGGUCGUCUUCCAUCAGCUAGAUGUCUCAGACGCUUCGAGCAUUGCUGGAUUGGCCAAUUUCUUGAAGACCCGUUUCGGGAAGCUAGAUAUUCUGGUGAACAAUGCCUCAGUUGGUGGUGCGGAAUACGUCCAAGCUUUCGAUACCGACGAGGAAAAGUUCAGUGCCCUGGAUUCGCACCAAAGACUCGAAAUGAUAAUGAAAAAUGUCUGCGAGACCGUCGACGCUGCAAAGGAAGCCGUGCAGACAAACUACUAUGGCACCAAGCAUGUAAUCGAGGCACUGCUGCCUCUACUGCAAUCUUCCUCUGACGGAAGAAUAGUGAAUGUCUCCUCCAAUUAUGGACUGCUAACGGUUAUCAACAAUGAUGAUGUGAGGCACGAGCUGAACGACAUCGACUCCCUGACGGAGAAGAGGCUGGACGAGCUGCUGGAAAAGUUCCUCAUGGAUUUCGAGGCCGGCGCGUUGGAGGUGCACGGGUGGCCGAUCGGGUUGGCGGCAUACAAGAUGGCCAAGGUCGCCAUGAACGCCUACUCGAGGAUAUUGGCGAAGAGGCGCCCAGAGCUCUGCAUCAACUGCGCGCACCCAGGCUUCGUCAAGACCGACAUGAACAUGAGAUCGGGUGUCCUGAUGCCCGAGGAGGGAGCACGUAACGUGGUGAAGGUGGCGCUACUACCGGACGGCGGGCCGACCGGCGUGUACUUUGCCGAGGGUGAGGAGUCGUCGUUCCUGUGAGAUACCCACCGUCGGCCGCACCUCAACCGCCGCUUACUGUGGCACCGCCUUGGCUAGUUUUGUGGUAGCUAUACUGCUUGUUUGAGAUAACAAUAAUGAUUGUUUCAGAUUUUCUAGAACAAACACAAUACAUGCCCAUUUCAAACCUUAAAUUUCAA